Messenger RNA from Purpureocillium takamizusanense, 1490 nucleotides. RefSeq lists its product as uncharacterized. Gene Ontology annotation, molecular function: proline dehydrogenase activity; sarcosine oxidase activity; flavin adenine dinucleotide binding. NCBI's taxonomy places the organism in Eukaryota, Fungi, Ascomycota, Sordariomycetes, Hypocreales, Ophiocordycipitaceae. The coding region runs from base 1 to 1395 and encodes 464 amino acids. The transcript has 3 exons. The record is from RefSeq and is a predicted model, not a curated record.
AUGGACCUGAACAGCAAGAUAGUCAUCAUCGGUGCCGGUAUAUUCGGCUUGAGCACGGCUCACAAGUUGGCGUCGGAGGGCUACAAGAACAUUCUCGUUCUCGACAGACAUGUCCCCCCGACCCCUGACGCAUCAAGCAACGACAUCAACCGCAUCAUCCGCUUCGACUACGGCGACGCAGACUACCUCGCCGUCGCGCGGGAGGCCUUUGAGCUAUGGAGCCGCUCGCCCCGCUACGAGGGCAUCUUCGUCCCCACGCCCAUCAUCGUCACCUGCACCAAGGGCACCAGCGGCUCCGUGUACUUUAACCGGACCACCAGCCAGCUCACCCGCGCGGGCAUCCCGUGGACGCCGCUCGAGAGCGCCGCCGCCGCGCACGCCGUCCUGCCGCAGCUCACGGGACCGCUCGCCGCCGCGCCCUUUGAGGGCUACUACAACCCCAACUGCGGGUGGGCGGACGCGGCGAAGACGGUGGCGCAGCUGCGGGACGACUGCCUGGACAUGGGCGUGUCGUUUGUCGGCGGAGCGGCGGGCACCGUGACUGGCUUCGAGACGACUGGUGGCGGUAGCAAGGGCGGUGGCAAGAUUAAGGCGGCUCGCACGGUCGCGGGCGAUGUCGUCCGCGGGGACUUCUUCAUCCUCACCGCGGGCGCCUGGAGCUCGUCCCUCGUCUCCAUGUACAACUCGGUCCUCGCCACGGGCCAGGUGCUGGCCUACAUCCGCCUCACCGAGGACGAGGUGCGCAAGUACGAAAACCUGCCCAUCUACCUGAACCUGUCGACGGGCUGGUUCAACUUCCCCCCGCACAAGGACACGCGACUCUUGAAGGCCGCCAUCCACGGCCGGGGCUACACCCGGCGUCCCGGCGCUUCGGACGUGGCUGCCCGUGCUGAUACGACGACGACGACGACGACGACGACGACAGGCACCAUUAUGCGGUCCAUCUACUCGACGCCGCCCGCGAAACCGCCUCACGGCCGGCGCAUCGACUACGCGCCCCCGGACGGCGAGGCGCGCCUCAGGGCCGGCCUGCGCGAGAUUCUGCCUGAGCUGGCGGACCGUCCGUUUGAGCGGACGGGCGUGUGCUGGUACACGGACACCCCGUCGGGCGACUUCCUCAUGGACUACCACCCGGACCACCCGAAUCUCUUUGUCGGAGGCUCGGGCAGCGGACACGCAUUCAAGUUUACGCCCGUGUUGGGCAAGUACAUGUCGCUGGGCAUCAAGAAGCAACUGCCGCCCAAUCUGGCCCAGAAGUGGCGGUUCCACACAGAGUAUGCGGACAAGGGCAUGUCUGUCUUCCUGGGGGAUGGCAGCCGCGAUGGGCCCGAGAGGAGAGAGCUCAGGCAGGACGAGAGGGCAGGGCUUGACAAUGCGCCGCGAGGGAAGCUAUAGAUAGACUUGACAAGAUUCACGUCGUUGGAAACAGAUAUAUAUACAGAUAUAUAGAUAUAACGGACAAGGUGAACAUGCUGUUAACAGAAGAACCG